AUGUUCCCUUCGGGGCUCAUGCUGCUCUUGCUCGCAGAGCUAGCAGAGCUGCAACAACUGUACCCAGCAGCUGCUGCUGCAACUGACAAUGCGACAUCAUCAACACAGGCGAACAGCGAUCCACAUGAUUCUGCUUGGGUCUUUUCUGUCGAAUCUGUCAGCCGCAUGGUUCCGCUGCUGCAGCGGGCGGAAGCCGCAACGCGAUUGCGCAGCAUUGUGAUGGAUUUUCCUAGACACAGCAAGGGACCUCCGGUCGUUCUGCUGCAUCCAACUCCUGUUUCUCCGCUUCAGCAGCUGAAACUCCUGCAGUCCGCUCGGGAGGCAUUCGCCGCAGAAGAGCGGCUUUUACCUGGAAUAUUUGAGUAUCACGCUAGAACCCUCCUGCUCGUGCUUCAUGCUGCCACAUCUGCUCGUUACAGCCCUCGCGAAGUGCUGCGACAGGGGCUGAGCCGCGCUGGCCUGGCGACGGCGGUGCUGGACAUGGGAGCUGCGCUGGAUUCCGAGGUCCCGAACUCUUCGGGGCCCAGGAAAGAUACUCACUCGAAGUUUGUCGAGGAGUCGGAAUCCGCUGUUGAGGCUGCUGAGGCAUUUGUUCGCGACCUGCAGCGCCUGACGUCCAGUAACGACACAUGGGGAGCCUUAAGGACGGAGUUUAGCUCAUGUGGAGACAACCUUUGA
Eimeria necatrix is the source of this 678-nucleotide messenger RNA. RefSeq lists its product as hypothetical. The record is from RefSeq and is a predicted model, not a curated record. The coding region runs from base 1 to 678 and encodes 225 amino acids. The transcript has 3 exons. NCBI's taxonomy places the organism in Eukaryota, Apicomplexa, Conoidasida, Eucoccidiorida, Eimeriidae.